AUAGAGGGCAAGGUAAAAACUCUGGGUACGGGGCAAGCCCAGAACAGUGAAACUCUUGUCACCUUUCAAUUUCAACAUUCUGAACAAUAUUAAAGUGUCAUCCCUGACACACACAUCUGUUUUCAUAGCUAACAUAACUUAAUUAACAAACACAAUAACUGUUAUAAAAAACAUUUUUUCCUCUUGUUGAAAAUCUGCCCCGGGCACAGAAAACCUCCCUUAAUUGCAGACUCGGGCGUGUUACGGACGGUCCGCGCCGCACUUCAGCUGUGCUCGCAGCCCUCGGCCCCGGGCGAGUCGUGCCACCCAGUCUGGAGUGAAGGAAUGGCGCUGUUGUGUUUCACAGCCCCUACACACACUUCUUCCUACCUGCCGGUAUGAUGAAAUAGUUUGACAACACUUGUGGGAGCUGCGGACGCCGCUGGGUCGAGGAAGCACCGCCCAGCCGUCCCGUCCCAGCCAACUUACCCCAGCAACUCCACACCGGCACGACGCGCCGCAGGAAAAACAGCAGGACCGGGAUAAAGUUCACCAGAAGACCCUUUCUUCUGCAGGACCCCACGCCACUUUCCUCUAACUCGCGGGAAGUGAUUUCGGAGCGAAGCGGCCACUUCCAGCGGGAGCAAAAGUUUCUUCCAGCGAGUGUCGACAGAGAUUUGGGAGGACAUUCCUGCCAGACAGGAGGCCGCAGUUUGGCUACCCGUCCGUCGGCCGAAACACUACUUUAGGACCGUCUGAAACUUUUUUUAUUGGACAUUUGAAACUAUUCCCUCAAACGAGAUGAACCAGCAUCAUCAGCCAAUGCCUGGGCAACAAGUGGUGCACGUAGCCCAGGACUCCGACACCGACCUGGAAGCCCUGUUCAACUCGGUCAUGAACCCAAAGCCUUCUUCUUGGAGGAAGAAACUUCUCCCGGAGUCCUUCUUUAAGGAACCGGACUCGGGCUCUCACUCCCGGCAGAGCAGCACCGACUCCACCUCCUAUCCGAUCCGGCUGCUGGUCUCCCACAGCCGCUCCCACUCCUCCCCGGCCUCGCUGCAGUUCGGCUCCGCGGGAAAGCCCAGCCCCAGCCCGCAGAGCCACCACCACCAGCGGCACCAGUCCUGCGAUGUGGCGGAGGAGCUGCCGCUGCCGCCCGGCUGGGAGAUGGCCUACACCAGCAGCGGCCAGAAGUACUUCCUCAAUCACAUAGAGAAGAUAACAACGUGGGUGGAUCCUCGGAAAUCCAUGGCACCAAGCUUGACCCCAGCAUCUCUGCAGCACAAUACCCAGAAUAACUCCACCCAACAUACAAACUCUCACAUCCAGCUUCAACGUACUAUGGCUCUGUCUCAGCCCAAUUUGGUGAUGCAACAACAACAUCGACAGCAUCAACAGCAAUGUCACCAUCAUCAACAGCAACAGCUACAGGCCCAACAGAUCCCAGUCGAGACUCUGGGCUCACCGAGCACCCUGGCCCAGCAGCACAGCUCUUCUGGAGGCAUGAUGAAUCUGGGAGGAUCCCUAGGGGCUGGGGCUGGUGGAGCUAGUGGGACUAGCAAUGUUCAAGGUGGUGGUACCCCUGUUAGUGUUAGCCAGCAGCAGAAAAUGAGACUCCAAAGAAUCCAGCUGGAAAGAGAGAUGAUCCAGAGACGACAGGAGGAGCUCAUGAGACAGGAGGUGGCACUAUGUCGGCAGCUGCCUAUGGAAGGAGAUGAUUUGACCUCCACACUGGCCUCUGUUGGUGGCAGUCAGAAUAACAACAUGCCCAGCAGUGGCUCAGAUCCCUUCCUGAACAGUGGUCAUUUCCACCACUCCAGAGAGCAGAGCAGCGACAGCGGCUUGGGUUUAGGCUCUUACAGUAUUCCAACGACACCUGAAGAUUUCCUCAACAACAUGGAGGAGAUGGAUACAGGUGACGCUCUGGUGCAGGGCAGUCUCAGCAUGCCUGCUGGCCAGCCCAACCGCUUCCCUGACUUCCUGGAUUCACUUCCAGGAACCAACGUUGACUUGGGAACCUUGGAGGGAUCUGACCUCAUACCCAUCCUCAAUGAUGUGGAGUCAGCUCUCAAUAAGACAGAGCCUUUUCUCACCUGGCUGUAGACACACACACACACACACACAAAAUAUACAAACUGUGCACACAAAGAUGCAUGGCUUUAUUAAUGAAUUUAAAUUUCUAGGCACGCACACACACACACACACACACACACACACACACACACACACACACACACGUGUCUAACAAUGCAGCAUCAAGGAAGGAGGACUCCGUCUUGGUUUCAUCAACUCUGCUGCUGUCAGUUCACUCUGGGCUCUGUGCAGGAUGUGUAGAUGUGGGAGAGGAAGUUAGUUCUGGGCUGACAUGUGUAGAUGUGGGAGAGGAAGUUAGUUCUGGACUGACGUGUAGAUGUGGGAGAGGGAGUUAGUUCUGGACUGACGUGUAGAUGUGGGAGAGGAAAUUAGUUCUGGACUGAUGUGUAGAUGUGGGAGAGGAGGUUAGUUCUGGACUGAUGUGUAGAUGUGGGAGAGGAAGUUAGUUCUGGACUGACAUGUCCACCGAAGGUGUAAGGCAAUGACCUUUUUGAGUGUAGCAGCCAUGCUAGCUCAGCAGAAAAACACAAGUAUUAUUUUAUUCCUGUCACUAAGUAACUGUUGAUUCUAUACCACCUGGUCUGUAGAGUGUUGUCCAGUUCACAUGUUGAUGAUAUGGAGGAAACUGAUGAAGGGCCAGUGACCUUUAACUCAUUGGACAACCUGACCAAACUCUCGUCUGUCCAGAGACUUUUGUAAAACACAAGUCAUCCAAAAGCUUUUUGCACCGCUAGUUUAACAGUUUUUAAUAGUAGAGUGGGUCCCUCUUUCCCAACCCAGUCCUCCAGUAUCCCAGUCAUGCAGUCCUCCUGCACCCCUGUCCUACAGUCCCCCAAUCCCCCUGUCCUGCAGUUCUCCUGCACCCCUGCCCAUCCAGUCCCCCAGUACCCCUGCCCUCCAGUCAUCCAGUACCCCAGUCCUGCAGUCCUCCUGCACCCCUGCACCCCUGCCCUCCAGUACUCCUGUACUGCAGUCCUCCUGCACCCCUGUCCCGAAGUCCUCCAGUACCCCUGUCCUCCAGCCCUCCAGUACCCCUGUCCUGCAGUCCUCCAGUACCCCUGUCCUCCAGUCCUCCGGCACCCCUCAGCUCCAGUCCUCCAGUACAGUGCAGACUUUUUUUCUGCAGUACCCCUGUCCUGGAGACUUUCUUUGAGACCCUGAAUAGGUGUGAAUAGGUGUGUCUGUUCAAAACGUUUGGGGCUUCACAGUAUUCAAAUUUUAAGAUCUUUUACUCAACUAAUCAAAUUAUAGCACAUCAUUAUGUCAGGUGUGCCAUAUCUGACAUGAUGAAGUAUUGAUUAGUUGAGUAAGUACAAACAGGCCUGUGGACAUCACAGAAGGUUGAAUCAGUUCAUCUGGACACAACGUUUAUUGACAGAUAUGUUUCAUCGUCAUCUAAGUGACCUCUUCAGUCUCAAGUGACUGCAGGUGUCCCCACCCUUAUAAACAAUACAGUGGCAUAACGACUGAAACCAACAAUCGGUCUCAUAUGCAAAUAUGGUGUGGCCAUUAACUAGUAUUACAAUGGCCAUGUGUACUAUUCACAGAGGGUUGGGGAAUAGUUACAAUCACAGCAUUGUAAGAUGGUGACAGAUGUAAUCUUAGA
This is a messenger RNA of Lampris incognitus (smalleye Pacific opah), 3679 nucleotides long. It is a transcript of the gene wwtr1, whose product is annotated as WW domain containing transcription regulator 1. Gene Ontology annotation, molecular function: transcription coactivator activity; protein binding; transcription corepressor activity. Gene Ontology annotation, biological process: hippo signaling; positive regulation of transcription by RNA polymerase II. The transcript is spliced from 7 exons. Lineage: Eukaryota; Metazoa; Chordata; Actinopteri; Lampriformes; Lampridae. The coding region runs from base 781 to 2082 and encodes 433 amino acids. The record is from RefSeq and is a predicted model, not a curated record. Gene Ontology annotation, cellular component: cytoplasm; nucleus.